AUGAUCGCUCUAGUCAAGGAUCACAUCUUCCAUGGACUACCUGCUGAGAUUCCGGGACACAUCCAGAACUUUGAGGAGAUAUGCAGCACGACUGGUUCGAAUGGAGUACCGGCUGACUUUCUGAAGUGCAAGCUAUUCCCAUUCUCACUUGCCAACAAAGCAUCUCGCUGGCUGAAGUCAUUACCACCUGGGUCUUUGACUUCAUGGGACCAACAUGAUGGAGAAGCUUUCUGCGAAGCAUGGGAGAGAUACAAGGAGUACCGAAGAGAGUGCCCUCAUCACGGAUACUCUGACGAGCAAAUCCUGAGCAUCUUCUAUGAUGGAGUCAACUGGGACUACAAGAACGCUUUGAACGCAGCCAGCAAUGGCGAUUUCAUGACGAAGUCCAAAGAAGGUGCAUUCGAGCUGAUCGAGAAUCUUGCAGCGAGCUCGAGCAACAAGAACGCUGAGUACUGA
Messenger RNA from Microthlaspi erraticum, 456 nucleotides. Lineage: Eukaryota; Viridiplantae; Streptophyta; Magnoliopsida; Brassicales; Brassicaceae. The record is from the annotation of a GenBank genome assembly.